Messenger RNA from Spinacia oleracea (spinach), 1317 nucleotides. RefSeq names its product expansin-A8. Gene Ontology annotation, biological process: plant-type cell wall organization. The coding region runs from base 200 to 949 and encodes 249 amino acids. The record is from RefSeq and is a predicted model, not a curated record. Gene Ontology annotation, cellular component: extracellular region. Lineage: Eukaryota; Viridiplantae; Streptophyta; Magnoliopsida; Caryophyllales; Amaranthaceae. The transcript is spliced from 3 exons.
CACAACUUUGCUCACACAUAAACCCUACCUUUGCUUAUUCCUAUAUAUAAUCCUAUAUAAAUCCAUACCUUACUCGGCAAUGCCACUACCAAUCAUCACUUUAUCUAUCUCAAAUAUAUAUACUUUCUCCCUAAUCUCUAGCUUCUUAAUUUAUCAUUAAAGGUGAUUAAGUUAAUCCGUCUCAUUAACAACAACAAAAAUGACAAUUUCGAUAUCAUUAUAUGCUAUUUCUCAUUUGUUCGUUGUGGUAAAUCUAUUUUCACUUGAUGGGGUAUUCGCGGACUUUGGUCAUGCCACAUUUUAUGGUGGAGGUGACGCUUCUGGCACAAUGGGGGGGGCUUGCGGAUAUGGAAACUUGUACAGCCAAGGGUACGGGACUAGCACAGCGGCUCUAAGCACGGCAUUAUUUAACGGUGGACUGAGUUGCGGGUCAUGUUACGAGCUUACAUGUAGUGGUGAUCCAAAAUGGUGUAUCCAAGGUAGCAUUAUUGUGACAGCUACCAAUUUCUGCCCUCCAAAUUUUGCAUUACCUAAUGAUAAUGGUGGAUGGUGUAAUCCUCCUCUUCAACACUUUGAUUUGGCUGAACCUUCUUUCUUGAAAAUUGCUCAAUAUCGUGCUGGAAUUGUUCCUGUUUCCUUCCGAAGGGUACCUUGCAUGAGAACAGGAGGAAUAAGAUUCACAAUCAAUGGACAUUCAUACUUCAACUUGGUUCUUGUUACCAAUGUCGCCGGUGCCGGUGACGUGCACGCGGUAUCAAUCAAAGGUUCAAACACGGGAUGGCAAGCCAUGUCUAGGAAUUGGGGUCAAAAUUGGCAAAGCAAUGGUGAUCUCGACGGCCAAAGCCUCUCUUUCCAAGUUACUGAUAGUGAUGGGAGAACAAUUACUAGCUUUGAUGUUGCUCCUUCUAAUUGGCAAUUUGGCCAAUCUUAUGAGGGUGGUCAAUUUUGAUUAACAUAAAAUUAACUCAUCAAAUCAAUUUUAUAGCUAAUACUAUCUCCGUCCAAAUUUAAUUGUUCACGUUAUAAUAUUAAUGUCACAACUAAUUAUGGACGGAGAGAGUAGCUUACGAGUAAUUGCAGUGGUGUAUACUACCACCCGCGAAAAUUCUUGUUGUCUUUAUAAUGAAACAGAUAGUGUAUUGAUAAAUGUAUAGCCUAGGUUUUCUCUUACUUUUUUUUCUUCUUCCAAAAAGCUUAUUUUGUUUGCUAGAAACUGAUGAUUAACUAAUUGGCAUUUACAGCCAAGAAAUUCCAUCAGUUUCAAUAUCUUUAUGUUGUAACUAUGAUUAUCUUGAAUGAAAUGUGAUUGAGCUUGAA